CAACAGCGGGAUACACGGUGGCGGUCUUGGUACAGGUCGACUCAGGAACAGCACUACUGUCACCUCAGGACGAUAUUUAUGGAAUUGGCCAAAUUAUGGAGGCUAGAAUAGAGCCCCAGAAACUUGGCAUCCGUGCACAACCUCCUGCACUUAUCCUCGUUUAUUGUAACGCUGAUGGGAGGGAGAGGCAGCGCACAAUGCCAAUCAGGUUUUUGAACAAAUAUGGGACUGUGGAGAAGGUUUUAAAGGAGCUGAAGGAAAGACAUAAAGAAUACCUGGAAAAGGUUCCAGAUCUGAGACUGGAGAAGAUGCUGAGGAUUUUGCAGGAAUCCCAAAAGGGUCGAAGCAUAGAUGAGGCUGUGUCCAAUAUAAGUAAAGACUAUGAUCUGGAUCCAAAUCAGGACCUGAAUAAGUUGAAUGAUGAACAGCUGAGCAGAAAGAAGAAGAUAAUGGAUGACACUUUCCAGAAAAAUCAGUUGAAGCCAGGUGAUCCAGGCUAUGAAUAUGACAAGCAGGUAGACUUUGACACUGCAGAGAAGCUAGAAGCUGGCUGGGAUUCUUCUGAAGAGGACUUUUGGUCUUAGCACAAGCAUGUAAGUUUUUGUAGGGAGAUAAUGGGAGAUAAUUAUGCAUAUCUGAAGUUGCUUAUCACUGUAUGAUCUAUGGUGAUACUAUUUAGAAAAUGCUUAAUCCUUAUCCUCUGGAUGCCAUGGGUUCACUUUAUGGCUGACUUGGGCUUGGCUCAGGAUAGUAGGUCAUUUACUUCAUGUUAUUAUAAUAAAUGCAUUCCCUCUUAUGCUGUUCUUUAUAAACUCGCAUGUCACAUUGCCUGAGGGAGAAGGGAAUGUGUAAUGCUCUGAAUGGCUGUUGUUUUAUAUAUAGAGGGGUGAUAUUUAGCACAUAAAUCAUUUGCCUGCUGUGCCUAGAAGAUGUCAUGCACCAAAACAUUGAGCACUCUUACUGCUGAUGUAAACCUGUAAGUAACCUUCACUCUAGCUUAUGUGAUCAGAGUCCUCAUGACAGUUGCACAGAUUGUCAUAUACUGCUCUGCCAUUGUGACUAGCUUGAAGUAUUACACACAAAAGGGAAGUACUGAAGCUGUGUAAGUACCAGACUUGUAUAUAACUGCACACAAUCCCAUAUUUUAUAUAAUAAGAUUGGUGAAAAUGACAGAAAAUCCUUUUUUUUCUCCCUCAGUAAAACCACAGUUCAUCUUGUACAUGGAAUGUAACAUACCUAAUUUAUUGAAAUGGACUGUAAUGUACAUAAUCAGGCUAUUACAAUUUAGCAACAAAACUGAAUAUCAUGCUUCUCUGAAUAUGCAGAAACAUUAAAAUAAUGUUUUAGAUACAGAUGAUACAAAAAUAAAUUAUGUAAUUUUGUUUGUGUGGUGGGGCAAGUGUGAUGCACUGAAAGCAUCUGAGAUAGGCCAGUAAAGUAAGCCCAGUCAGCUGUGCACAUAUCCCUAUGAGAGGCCCAGCGAUCCCCAUAUUCUCCCAGAUGCAUUGGGUUAAACAUUUUUGUAAAAA
Penaeus chinensis is the source of this 1529-nucleotide messenger RNA. RefSeq names its product centrosomal protein of 19 kDa-like. The transcript has 4 exons. Gene Ontology annotation, cellular component: centriole; centrosome; ciliary basal body. Gene Ontology annotation, biological process: microtubule anchoring at centrosome; trans-Golgi to periciliary membrane compartment transport. Lineage: Eukaryota; Metazoa; Arthropoda; Malacostraca; Decapoda; Penaeidae. The record is from RefSeq and is a predicted model, not a curated record. The coding region runs from base 96 to 584 and encodes 162 amino acids.